This is a messenger RNA of Eriocheir sinensis (Chinese mitten crab), 1332 nucleotides long. Its product is annotated as potassium channel subfamily K member 13-like. Gene Ontology annotation, molecular function: potassium ion leak channel activity. Bases 1 to 867 code for a protein of 288 amino acids. Gene Ontology annotation, cellular component: membrane. The transcript has 6 exons. The record is from RefSeq and is a predicted model, not a curated record. Gene Ontology annotation, biological process: potassium ion transmembrane transport; stabilization of membrane potential. Lineage: Eukaryota; Metazoa; Arthropoda; Malacostraca; Decapoda; Varunidae.
AUGAACGCCCUGCAGUCCUACUCCAGUGACGACGAGUCCGGGGGCGAGGCACCGGCCCUGAAGGUGAGCCCGGCGCCGGGGGCCGCGUGGCGGGGGCUGACACGCCUCGGCCAGGGGCGACGCGUCGUUGUUGUGUCGGCCAGGCUGGCGGGGCACUGGCGGGGCUCCUGGGCCGCCCCGGGGGUCGGCUACGGUGCGGCGGCCCCCAAGACUCAGAAGGGGAAGAUCUUUUGCAUUUUUUAUGGCCUCGUCGGCUGCUCCUCCGGGAUCCUCUUCUUCAACCUGUUCCUGGAGCGCAUCAUCACCCUGCUCGCCUUCAUCAUGAGGAGACGCCACGAGAGGAAUCAGCGGAAGCGAAUGGCGGCCAUACAAAGGGCCCAGGGUGUGGUGGAGAACGGCCAAAGGAGAACCUCGCAGGACUCCAUGGAGGACGGGAGCCUCAGCGCCUGGAAGCCCUCCGUGUACUGGGUGAUGUUCUACCUCUCCAUCGCCUCCAUCAUCGUCGCCUUCCUGGGGGCCAUCAUGUUCAUGGAGGUCGAGGAGUGGACUUACGAGAACGCCAUCUACUUCUGCUUUGUGUCCUUCUCUACCAUUGGGUUUGGCGACUUUGUCUCCGCUCAGCGGACUGCAACUUGCUGCGCGGGCGGCCAGUGCACAUCAGCAGGGCGCAGAAACACAGUGUCCCCCUCACGUCAACAGAAACUCUCCAUCAAGCGGUUGGAUGGAGACAUUGACUCCGUGUACGGAUCGGAGACGGAGAGAAAGCUGUCCGGCGAGAUGGUGUCCAUGAGGGAAUACAUCUCCACGAACAAGGUUUCUCUGGCGGUGAUGCAGAAACAACUGUACGAGACAGCACAGCUAGGUUGAGGACAGGCCGCGGCCAGCCACCAAAGGCCACCCUCGGACGAGCGCUUCACCCCAGGCAAGGUUGGGCCGCUGGCCAUCGCCUCCUCUAAGCUGUUUGAGGGUCGCUCCUAACAAACUACUUUGAGUGGCAUUUGUUUCACCUCUGCUGAAAAGCAAAGGUGCAAAUGUAGUAGAGUUAUACAUAUUUUCAUACCCAUGGUUAUUUUUGCCAAAUGUAAAUGUUAUUGGCGUGUUUGUUCAUCUGUAGUGAUAAGUAAUUAGAGGAAGGUUGUGGUACUCCAGAGAAAUCUUGCUCAGAAAUACUUUGUUCCCUAUGUUAUAGUGAUUUUUUUUAUGAACAAGGUAGCGAAUUAACUAGAGAGAUCAUUUGUCUUGUUUCAACUCUACAGUAUACUGGACUUACUGAUGUAUACCCUCUGUCUAACAUAAAUAAAUAAAAAAUCACUUUGCACUUGUAUGUUUCAU